Molecule: messenger RNA, 1088 nt
Organism: Punica granatum (pomegranate)
Lineage: Eukaryota; Viridiplantae; Streptophyta; Magnoliopsida; Myrtales; Lythraceae
Source: RefSeq, a predicted model, not a curated record
UUACUGACACACUGAUUCAGCUUGAGCUUGGUUUGAGUUCAAUCAAAAUUGGAGUAUCGAACUUGAAAUAAGAGGACGCCUUGACUCGUUCGAGUCAGAUAACAAUAGCUCAAUCAUAUAAUCAACAGAACAAGGUGCAGCUCUUUGAGCGAGAGUAUUCUGCUUGCAGAACUUCACAUGGAACUUUUCAAACGAACACCGAUAUUGCUCGACCACUCCGACCGGGGAAGGACGCAACAAUAAAUGCCCAUCGGAAGGCCUAGGUGAUUCCAUAAAUAAACUUCUGACAAGGGCAUUUACUCGGGUAACCAACCAACCCUGCAGCUCACAUUUACUAUUUUCAACCAAUCAUCAUCUCCAUCUGCAACGUGCCCCAAGGAAAAGGAUAGAUAGCAAAAAAAAAAAAGGAAGAAAAGUGCAUCCUAAGAACUUCAUAGGAAAACAAAAGAGAUCAGACACGAGACAACAAACCAUCUCUCUUCAUACACAUCAGCAGUUGCCCUGUUUCUGUUCCGUUGUUCCAUUCUUUAUAACAAUCCCAAUCAUGUCAAAGCAGAAGACCAUAGUGUCAGUGGAACUGCUGUGCUCAAAGUGCAGGAAGAAGGUGAUGAAGGUGGUGGCCACCGUAGAAGGCAUAACCUCCAUCGUCCUCGACCCUUCCAAGAACACUGUGACUGUCAUCGGGGAAGCGGACCCCGUCGACAUCAUCAAGAAGAUCCGCAAGUUCCGGCGGUCUGCCACUAUCGUCAGCAUUGGGCCCCCCAAGGACGAGAAGAAAGAUUCAUCAUCCCACUCGUACAGCUACUCUGCCUCGACUGCCUUCCCCCAGACGCCGCGGAUUUGUCAGAGGUGUGAUGUCUGGUACGUUGUUGCGGACGAUGGUUAUCGUUUCUGCUCGAUCAUGUAAAUGUCAUAUUGCAUCAAUCGAUGUACUCUGGUUCUGGAAAACUGGGUGGGUGAAAAUUUCCACCGGCUCUCCUCAUUAGUUUAUGAUGGUCACUUGUUCUUCAGGAAUACUCAAGUUCGCCACCAUUCUCAAGUAUAAGUUCUUCAUGCUAUAAAGGUUUUUAUGAUCGGUUGUAAAUUCA